UAAGGUAAAGGUGGAUUCUGUGCUCUGUGGUUGUUGUUGGGCGGAACUAAUGUGCGCGACGCUGUUUCCGGCGGGGCUGUUUUUCCGGCAGCGCGUGACUGAGUCAAACAUGUCGAGUUCCUACAAAAACAGGAUCCAGGAGUUUAAGGCAGCUCUGAGCGACCAGAAGAUUGAUCUCAAGGCUUUGCGUGAGCUCUGCUUCAGCGGGGUCCCGUGUGAAGGAGGCAUCCGCGCGCUCUGCUGGAAGAUCCUGCUGAAUUACCUGCCGCUGGAUCAGUCAUUAUGGGAGGCGUUCCUGAAGAAACAGAGGGAUCUGUACGCUCAGUUUUUGCGAGAGAUGAUCAUCCAGCCGGGAAUCGCCAAGGCAAACCUGGGAGUGUCUCGAGACGUGACGCUGGAGGAUCACCCUCUGAAUCCGAACCCGGACAGUCAGUGGAACACCUACUUCAAAGACAACGAAGUUCUGCUGCAGAUCGAUAAAGACGUCAGACGGCUGUACCCAGACAUGGCGUUCUUCCAGCGGCCCACAGACUUCCCCUGCCAGCUCAUCCUGGACCCCGAGAACGAGUACGAGACGUUACGGAGACGCGUGGAGCAGACGACUCUCAAAGCCCAGACGGUGAACCGGAACCGCAGCGGCGUCACUAACUGCUGCGAUGGACAGACUCAGGUGAGUUCUCCGGGGAAGGCGUUAAACCUGUAUCCCUCUAACGAGUACGAGGUGUUACCGAACGGCUGUGAAGCGCACUGGGAAGUGGUCGAGCGGAUUCUCUUUGUCUACGCCAAACUCAACCCGGGCAUCGCUUACGUUCAGGGCAUGAAUGAGAUCGUGGGUCCCAUUUACUACACCUUCGCCACAGACCCCAGCAGCCAGUGGAAGGAGCACGCGGAGGCCGACACGUUCUUCUGCUUCACCAGCCUGAUGUCCGAGAACAGAGAUAACUUCAUCAAAAGCCUGGACGACUCUCAGUGCGGCAUCACCUUCAAGAUGGAGAGCGUCUUCUCCAAACUCAAGGAGAAGGACACGGAGCUGUACCUGAAGCUGCAAGAGCAGAACAUCAAGCCGCAGUACUUCACCUUCCGCUGGCUGACGCUGCUGCUCUCUCAGGAGUUCCUGCUUCCAGACGUCAUCCGGAUCUGGGAUUCGCUCUUCUCGGAUCAGGAGCGGUUCGAGUUCCUCAUCCCUGUGUGCUGCGCCAUGCUCACGUAA
This is a messenger RNA of Sinocyclocheilus rhinocerous, 1210 nucleotides long. RefSeq names its product TBC1 domain family member 13-like. The record is from RefSeq and is a predicted model, not a curated record. Gene Ontology annotation, biological process: activation of GTPase activity; intracellular protein transport. Gene Ontology annotation, molecular function: GTPase activator activity. The coding region runs from base 50 to 1210 and encodes 386 amino acids. The transcript is spliced from 11 exons. Lineage: Eukaryota; Metazoa; Chordata; Actinopteri; Cypriniformes; Cyprinidae.